Eufriesea mexicana is the source of this 1092-nucleotide messenger RNA. Its product is annotated as testis-specific serine/threonine-protein kinase 3. The coding region runs from base 1 to 1092 and encodes 363 amino acids. Gene Ontology annotation, cellular component: cytoplasm. Gene Ontology annotation, molecular function: ATP binding; tau-protein kinase activity. NCBI's taxonomy places the organism in Eukaryota, Metazoa, Arthropoda, Insecta, Hymenoptera, Apidae. The record is from RefSeq and is a predicted model, not a curated record. Gene Ontology annotation, biological process: microtubule cytoskeleton organization; protein phosphorylation; intracellular signal transduction. The transcript is spliced from 6 exons.
AUGGCAACUGCGCCAAUAGCAGAUAACUCUCCUAAAUCCUUAUUAAAAGGUGAAAAAGAUAAACAUGAAGAGAAAUCAGAAAAGAAAUUGACCAUUCUCGAAUCACAUGGUUACACUCUUGGUAAAACAAUAGGUGCUGGAUCAUAUGCUACUGUAAAAAUUGCAAAAUCUGAUCGACAUGAUUGUCAAGUAGCAGUAAAAAUUGUUUCAAAGUUCCAAGCUCCCGGCGAUUAUUUAAAAAAAUUUUUACCUCGAGAAAUUGAAGUUGUCAAAGGUUUAAAACACCCAAAUUUAAUUCGUUUUCUUCAAGCAAUCGAAACAACCCAUCGCGUUUAUAUUAUUAUGGAAUAUGCUCAAUGUGGUAGUUUAUUGGAUAUGAUAAGACGCGAUACAUUUAUUGAUGAAUUGCGUAGUCGUCGAUGGUUUCGGCAAUUAUUAGAAGCUAUCGAUUAUUGUCAUGGACGUGGUGUAGUACAUAGAGACGUCAAAUGUGAAAAUCUUCUAAUGGAUCAGAAUUUCAAUAUUAAAUUAUCUGAUUUUGGAUUUGCACGUGGACAGAUGAAACCGAAAAACGGUGUAGCUGCAUUAAGUGAAACAUUUUGCGGGAGUUACGCAUAUGCGUCACCAGAAAUAUUGAAGGGUGUGCCAUAUUUACCUCAACUGUCUGAUGUAUGGUCCAUGGGUGUAGUACUUUAUGCAAUGGUUUAUGGUCGACUACCAUUUGACGAUGCAAAUUAUAGUCAACUCCUAAAGCAAGUACAAAAUAAAGUUGCAUUUCCUAAAGAACCUAAUGUAUCUCAAGCUUGUCGUUCACUUAUCUCACGAAUACUAGUACCGCAACGACUUCGGCUGGAUAUCGAUCAUAUAAGAAAUGAUGUAUGGCUUGCUGCAUCUGUUGUUACAGUACAAACCUCUACUACUGACAUUUUAACGGAUAUUCCUAUAAUACCAAAUGUAAAAAAAAUCGCAAGUAAAAAGGACAAAAGAACAAAAAAAUAUACAACUGACAUUGGAGCACAAAUCAUCGACGUUCGGUCAUCUGAUUUAAGCAUCCCAAAUGAUAAUAACAACAAAUAUCGAUCUUUCAAAUAG